AAGGAACCGGAGGAGUAUGUUGAGAUUCACGGGAUGCCUCUUGAGCCUGGAACACGUGUUCCCUACCAGCGUGGGGUUGCAGACCUACCUGGCCUUCCUGAGUGGGAGGGAAACGGCGGGGUUUUUACGCUCGUCCCGGCAGGGGAGAACUCUUUCGUGUACAAGGAAGGCUACAGAGUGCGCACCUACUCGAGCAUCCUUGGAUGCAUUGUAAGAAAGCACUGGCCUGGGUUUGUGACCAUGCCUAAUGGUUGCAAGGAGGUAGCAUGGACUUGGAGCCACUACGCGCACGCACCUGAUCCGGAGGCCACACACACGAGGAGGCUCAAGAACUGCCAGAGUAGGGUGAUCCGUGAAUUUUGGACCUACUUUACUAUGGACCCCGAUUCUAAGCGCGAUGAUUUCAUAAAAGUGGCCGGCAACAUAGCGCGGAAGAAAGUGACUGAUGCGCACUAUGAGGGGCGUGUUUUGUCCAUCCGCAAUUGGUAUGCUGAGAAACGCAAGCUCCGGAUGCGGAAGGAGCAAGCCCGAGAAAUCGUGAACUUCCAGCCGUGGCAGUACUUGCAGUGCCCUCCUCCGUAUGUAGGUCACGCUAGACCGGAAGUCUGGCACGCGAUGGAAGCACGAUGA
Lolium rigidum is the source of this 630-nucleotide messenger RNA. RefSeq lists its product as uncharacterized. Gene Ontology annotation, biological process: transposition. The transcript has 5 exons. The record is from RefSeq and is a predicted model, not a curated record. Lineage: Eukaryota; Viridiplantae; Streptophyta; Magnoliopsida; Poales; Poaceae. Bases 34 to 630 code for a protein of 198 amino acids.